AUGUACACUCGCAAAGUGUUUAAAGGGACUUACCAUGCGGAGAUCGAGCUCCGAGACCGUGAAGAAUCGGUAUACAUCCUUCUCCGGCUGAGACAACCCAACUCGAAGCCAAACAAAGUCCACACAUGUGAUUAUCCGAUCAGCGGCUUCCCUCGCAAGUUCAUUGUGGAGAAUGAGAGAAAUGCGUCGAGACUUCAGAAGCGAGUGCAGGAGCUGGCAAGACGUCGUGAAGCUGCGAGCGAGGCGGCCGCUUCUUUGCCACUGUCACCAACCAUCCAACCCGUUGCCUCGAGAUCGUCAUACAACAUUACUCGCGUGUCGACUACAGAGAGCCUGACGGAUUCGGAUACGGAGCAGGACGACGGACUCUUGUCAGAGCAAGUGUUGAAAGAGUAUGAGGCGUGGUCUAUACGAGACUGA
Molecule: messenger RNA, 420 nt
Organism: Fonsecaea pedrosoi CBS 271.37
Lineage: Eukaryota; Fungi; Ascomycota; Eurotiomycetes; Chaetothyriales; Herpotrichiellaceae
Exons: 2
Coding region: 1-420 (139 amino acids)
Source: RefSeq, a predicted model, not a curated record